AUGGGAGAAUUAAAUUUCUUCCUCGGACUGCAAAUAAAGCAAUCUGAGAAAGGAAUCAUGAUCCAUCAACAAAAGUAUAUCAAGGAACUGAUCAAGAAAUACAAACUUGAAAAUGCUAAGACAAAUGAUACUCCAAUAGGUAUUGAAACCAGAUUGGAUGAUGAUCCAUCUGGAACUUGUGUUUAUCAACCUAUGUACAGAGGUAUGAUAGGUUCUUUACUUUACUUAACAACUAGUAGACCUGACAUAUCUUUCAGUGUAGGUUUGUGUGCCAGGUUCCAAGCAAACCCAAAGGAGUCUCACCUGAAAGCAGUAAAGAGAAUCCUUAGAUACUUGAAAGGAACUGAUAACUUGUGUCUCUUCUAUCCUAGAAGUGACUCAUUCGAUUUACAUGGCUUUACUGAUGCUGACUAUGCAGCUGAUUCGGUGAAUAGAAAAAGCACUUCAGGAAUGGUACAAUUCUUAGGACCUUGUUUAGUUUCUUGGGGUUCCAAGAAGCAAAACACAGUUGCUUUAUCUACAGCUAAAGCUGAAUACGUGGCAGCAGCAACAUGUUGUUCACAAGUACUUUGGAUAAAACAACAGUUCCUAGAUAUGGCAAAGUCAAAAAUAAUGGAAAUAGAGCAAAAAGAGCAUUUAGUACAAUCUUGGUGUGAUAAGCAUAGCUGA
Molecule: messenger RNA, 669 nt
Organism: Chenopodium quinoa (quinoa)
Lineage: Eukaryota; Viridiplantae; Streptophyta; Magnoliopsida; Caryophyllales; Amaranthaceae
Exons: 2
Coding region: 1-669 (222 amino acids)
Source: RefSeq, a predicted model, not a curated record